AUGGCGAGCGACGCGCCAAACCCGUCCUUGGUCUCUCUGGUUACCUCGCGCUUCACUACGAAUGCGCUGUCUGCCAUUCCGCGCUCGCUUCACUUGCGGACCAUGGACUCGGAGCUGGCUGCUUUAGAACUAGCCAUCCGACAAGCGCGCCAGAUGCGAAACUCGAGAGCCGGAGCCUGUAAUCUUCCACGGGAGGUUAUCGCCCAUAUCUUCGAGUGCCUUCAACGCCUCUGGCCUCCACGCCGGGUGUACGUCAAAGCGAAGCCUAGAUUCUAUGCAGGCUGGAUGUCGGUUAGUCAUGUCUGUAGCGUGUGGAGAGAGGUCGCACUUGAUGUGCCCUCGUUGUGGACCAGACCGAAGCUCGACGUCUUCAGCAUCCCGCACCAAUACAUCACGGACAUCCUCAUUCGAUCUCGCUCAGGCACACUUGACUUAUCUGUCAUCUGGGGAGGCGGCUCCGAGGACAUAGAAGGGGACCCCGGAGUGAAAGCUUGGCUAUCCCCCGCGAUAUCUCGACGCACGAGCGGUCUCACGAUCGUCGCUGAAGAUGAUAUGGAAGCUAGCCUUCUGGCAUUCGAAUUACCCAAACAGUGGCAACGGUUGCAUACGCUCAACAUGACACAACGCGAACCAGAUACCAUCCUGGAAUUGCCGCCAUCUUUGCAGAUGUUACGCGGGAUAACAUGUUUAUCCCUAGAAGGCUACCACAUACCGUGGAACACUCCCAUUCUAUCAUCAGCGUUGUCUGAGCUUCACCUGGGAUACGACGAUCUUGUUCACCGUCCUCCAUACGACAAAUUGCGAGCUACCCUAGCCUCUCUCGAGCUUCUUGAAGUACUCGAACUGCGGAAUAUAGCGCCUCGUUUCGGACGCACGGGAUCGCAGCUUCCUCUAAUAAUGCCAGCCUCACUUCAAAGGCUUAAAACCAGUUGUAUGACCAAUCCUGCGCUCGGAAUGGAUGCACUGACAUUCGUGUCACUGAUCCACACCUGCCCUCGGUGUAACCGUUAUCAUGCACUCCCCGGGUUCUCCAACCACACACCCAACAUAACACUCAUAAACGAUACACUGAGUCAACUGCUACCCGUACUCGCGCUCUCCACGAAUGACGACCUUCAGAUCCGGCACCUACACCUGAUCUGUGACGCAAUGAGGCUCGUGUCAGACGCCAUACCACCGUUGUCGUCUGACCAACUGUCUCGUCCUUCCAAAGAGCUCGUCUCAAAUACUCUCUUCGCGACCGACUUUACCAAGAACGAACCACCAAUGCACUUUCACCUCGCAGACUACCUGCCUCACGUACCCCUAGAGCGCCUCCGCACUAUAUCUCUCGACACAUCCUCCGUCCGGUUCAUCGAACGCAAACACCUUUGGCCACGUUUACUCCGCGCAGACAGUGUUUGCGCUCUUGGCUUGCUCAAGACGCACACGCCCUACAACGACUUCGCGUACAUGUUGGAUGCACUGAGGGUUCCCCAGGCCGGCAGCAAAGGAGACGAGGCGCGCAUGCUAUUCCCGCGUCUGGAGGUGCUGGCAGUACCCUUCACCAAAGACGAAGGCGCUCACAGCAAGAUGAUCAUCGCCCUCAUCGAUCUCUUACACGUGAGACAAGAAAGUCGGAUGCCGCUGCUCGAGCUGCUCGUUCCCAAAGAGGCUGGGCAUUGGACCAUGUGGCACUCCCUUCGGGCGAUGCUCAAGAUCACGGCCAUCGACUAUCCUACAAUCGAGUCGCCGGUGGUGCCGUAUGAUAGCUGGACCUGA
This is a messenger RNA of Peniophora sp. CBMAI 1063, 1761 nucleotides long. The record is from the annotation of a GenBank genome assembly. Lineage: Eukaryota; Fungi; Basidiomycota; Agaricomycetes; Russulales; Peniophoraceae.